AUGAGUCGCGAAUCAGAUGCUUCCCCCAGCUCAGGCCUCGGGAAGGACCUUAACAGAGCUGCAAAUGCUGUCCCAGCGGAUAGCGGAUCCAUAGCCUCCUGCUCCGGACCGCUGCAGGCCCGUGGCGCGACGGGUGAAACAUGCUCGCAAGGCGCCACUGGUAGCCGAGAGAAAAAUCUCGAAAGCUCUGCUCUCCCACAUGACAAUUCUUGCCUAGCGGUUCGUGACACCAACAACACAGACCCUGAAGCCAACGCAUUGGGUUCCACACUUGCCAGGCGGCUUUCGUCCGGCCCUUCAACUCCCGGAAAACCCGUAUGUAUAGGCUGCGUCAGCCGGUGCAGCGGGAACGGCUCUGGCAACAGUGGGCUGCCUCGCCCUCGUUCCGCCUCCUACCCGCAAAUAGGAGAAUGCCACGAAGCAAGGGGCUAUUUUGCCCCUGGCGGCCCAGAAACAGCCCCCGCAUCACCGACCACAGGCCAAGUCCGCGGCGGCAGCCACUGCCACAACGUCGAUGAAUCUCAAAUUACUACGUGCUGUUGUCUCGACCAGUCGGCUUCAGCACGGCAAGGUGACCGUCAAUGGAACGACUGCUUGGACGACCUCCCAAACGAGGUUCUGCUACAUAUCAUGAGUUACUUGGAGGUUUGCGACUUGCUCGCAACUUCGAGGACUAACCACCACCUCCGAGAACUGUCCCGGUCGCCGAUAUUGCACUCGAUGCGUCUCCGUCGGAUUCGCAUGAUCCUCCCGCCGCUACUUCAGUCGCCGUCCCGCCCCACGCUUCCUGACCUGAUCGGGCGCCGCAUCUUCAUGACGCAGACGACGGUCGUGUCGCGAAAGCUGUCACGCUCGCUCAUCUCGAUCCGCCUCGCUCGCCGGCUGGCGGCGCGACCGUCGCCUGAGGCUCUCGUGGCCCGCGGUGUGUUGCCGCCCGAGUGGGGUGGCGUUGCGCCCGCGCUUGUGGCCAAGAAGCGCGCCGUCGAGAAGGAAAGGGUCAAAGACGGCCUCAGGGGCUUCGUCGAGCGCUGGACGGGGGAGGCGAGGCAGAGGGGCGAGGGCGUCAGGAGGUGGGAGGAGAGCCGCGGGGUUGGCAGGGUCUGGAGGCUCAAGCGAUUCUGGGAGAGGGUCGCGAGGGGUGACGGGGUUGGCUUGAGUGAGGGCUAG
Pyricularia pennisetigena is the source of this 1167-nucleotide messenger RNA. RefSeq lists its product as uncharacterized. The transcript is spliced from 2 exons. The record is from RefSeq and is a predicted model, not a curated record. Lineage: Eukaryota; Fungi; Ascomycota; Sordariomycetes; Magnaporthales; Pyriculariaceae. Bases 1 to 1167 code for a protein of 388 amino acids. Gene Ontology annotation, molecular function: protein binding.